CCAGCGUCACUAGGGUUAUAUAAACAACUCACCUGCCUGCAGAGCUUUGUCACACGAGGCACAACCCACUGAAGAGAGCCAAGAUGAAAGUGAGAGACAUGACAUUCAGGGAGGGGCAGGAGUUCAAGAUCCGCAUCAAGCCCAAGGACAGCUGCAGCUCCUUUGCCAUCAACAUUGGUCAUGAUUCGGAAAACAUUGCGAUGCACUUCAACCCUCGUUUUGACACCAACACCAUUGUCUUCAACUCCUUGUCUGGCGGGUGCUGGGGUGAUGAGUUCACAGAGGGAAACUUCCCCUUCGUUCGUGGGGAGGAAUGCAAGUUUUACGUCAGCUUCAGCAAUGGGCAGUUUUACAUCAGGCUUCCUGAUGGCUCUAUUUUGAACUUCCCCAACAGACUGGGAGACAUGAAGUACAAGUACUUUGAUGUCAGCGGUGAUGCAAGGAUUGUUGGUAUCAAGAUCAAGUAGAGGUUGAACUCUUCUUAACCCUUUGACUCUUCCAUCCACCUUUUGUUUGUUGCUCUGUUUUACAUUUUCUCCUCCUGAUGUUUAUGGGAAAAUAACACUAGAAACCUUUAACAACAUGGAGUGUUAAUGUUGUAAUAAGAGGAAAUUGCCUAAAGAGGGAGCCACAGCACAUCUUACCUCACUGUGCUUGCUUGACAUCUCUUCAGUCACUGGGUUUGUUAAUAAAUGAGUGUCACCUCUG
Messenger RNA from Micropterus salmoides (largemouth bass), 708 nucleotides. RefSeq names its product beta-galactoside-binding lectin-like. Gene Ontology annotation, molecular function: carbohydrate binding; laminin binding; galactoside binding. Bases 84 to 467 code for a protein of 127 amino acids. The transcript is spliced from 4 exons. Lineage: Eukaryota; Metazoa; Chordata; Actinopteri; Centrarchiformes; Centrarchidae. The record is from RefSeq and is a predicted model, not a curated record.